AUGUGCUGCGGGCAGGAACUCCACCAAGUGGCCGCUAACAUCAAGGCCAUCAAAAACCUCAAAGUCAGCGUCCCACACAAACAAGUCGACUUUGACGUCAACCUGAGUCUCGCGUCGGCUGCCGAUGUGAUCGAACUGAUUCAAAGGUCCACUACCUGGAAAUGUGAGCGGGUUAUCGAAGGAGCGUGUAGCCUCGACAUUGUCCCUAACAAUCCGACCGAGUUUGUCUCUAAACCAUUGCCGAUGGGAGUGUCUCAAGCAUCAGCCAUCGACAAGAAGAUGGUCAGGAUAUACUACGAUCCUAAAGUCGUUGGCGCCAGAGAUUUGGUGCAGAUUGGUUUCGGGGCUCCUUUGACGCUCGCAAAAAGCUCAGUCGACCAAAACAUCGCCGCUGGCUGGAAAAACGUUCGUCAUUUGUUCGGUAUGACGAUGCUCUCUUGGAUAUUGACCAUUCCUGUUAUUGUCUUGGCGUAUCUUCCACAAUCUGGAAAGCGGAUGAUUUGUCCGCUGCUCAAGUCAGGGGCCAUCAACAUGGAGUUCCUGGUUGUGCUCAGCACCACUACAGCAUACAUCUUUUCUGUGGUGUCUUUUGCCCUUCUGGUAUCCGGACAUCCACUGUCGACAGGGCAGUUCUUCGAGACAAGCACUCUGCUUGUGACUCUCAUCAUGGUCGGUCGCUUCCUUGCCGCUUACGCGCAGCACAAGGCUGUUGCCUCGGUCUCCAAGGUCAAGUCUCUCCAAUCCCACACCGCCCUUCUUGUUGACGAAGACGGAGGCAGCGAGAAGGAGAUUGACGCACGACUGCUUCAGUAUGGGGACUACUUCAAGGUUAUUCCAGGAGCUAAGAUCCCCACCGACGGCAUUAUUGUGGAGGGUGAUUCGGAGGUGGACGAGUCCAUGAUCACUGGCGAGUCUCGGCCGGUCGUCAAAUCCGAAGGAUCUGCGGUUAUUUCAGGGACAGUCAACGGCUCAGGGGCGCUCCGAGUGCGCCUCACAACUGUUCCCGGCAACAACACCAUCAGCAUCAUUAUGACUAUGGUGCACAAAGCAAAAGUGGCCAAGACCAAAAUUGAGGGCAUUGCCGAUCGCGUCGCUGGUUAUCUUGUUCGCGCUGUUCUCUGUUUGACAGGCAUCACCCUGAUCAUAUGGUGCAUUGUUGGUGUCAAGGUACACAAACUUCGUGCUGCCGAGGCCAUCGUUCAAGCGCUCACUUAUGCUAUCACUGUUCUCAUCGUCUCUUGCCCUUGCGCCAUUGGACUGGCAGUUCCAAUGGUCAAUACCAUGGUCAGCGGCUUGGCAGGUGACAGAGGGAUUCUGUUCAAGUCAUUAGGUGCCGUGGAAAUUGCCCGCACAACAUCCCACGUCGUGCUUGACAAAACAGGCACUCUCACCAAGGGGCAACUUGACGUCCAGGAUGUGCGUUUCAUGGAGAGCGACUCCAAUAUCUCCAAGUCCUUACUACUUGGUCUGCUGCAUGACAUCAAACAUCCAGUCGCCGCCUCAGUGUCUACCUAUCUCCUCUUCAUGGGAGUAACGCCUGAAGUCAUCAGUCACCAAAAAGCUCUUCCAGGUAGAGGGGUCGAAGGCCACUCACCAUCUGGCCAAGUACUCCGAGCUGGAAAUUCACGCUGGCUGGGUCUCGAGUCCGAUCCCUCUGUCCAACACAUAUUCUCUCAAGGCCACACCGCCUUCUGCUUCACCAUCGACGGUUGCCUAGCAGCCAUCUUCGGUCUCCACGACACUCUCCGUCCCGAAGCACCAUCCGUCAUCGCCCAACUCCGCCAACGAGGCAUCACCAUCCACGUCAUCUCCGGCGACGACGACCUCGCCGUCCGUUCCGUCGCCCGCCAACUCGACAUUCCCGAGCACAACAUCCGCUCCCGCUGCAAACCCGAAGAAAAAGAAGCCUACAUCAAACACCUCCUCAUCCCACCACUUUCGGCCCGUACCCACUCCCUCUUCGGCAUCUACCUCACUCCAAAACUUACCAGACCACCCGCCGUCCUCUUCUGCGGCGACGGCACCAACGACGCCAUCGCCCUUGCCCGGGCCACCAUCGGCGUGCACAUGGCGGAAUCCAACGGGCAAGCCACAGAUGUAGCCGAGGCGGCCGCGGACGUGGUUUUCAUCCGAUCUAAUCUUACCGGCAUUCUAACGUUGAUCGAGAUGAGCGAAAAGGCAAUGCGCAGGAUCAAGUUCAACUUUGGCUGGAGCUUUGUGUACAAUGUCUUUGCGAUCUUGUUGGCUGGGGGAUUGUUUGAGUCCUUAGGAGGUGAUGGAAAGGGGAUCAGGAUACCACCACAGUAUGCGGGAUUGGGGGAGUUGGUGAGCAUAUUGCCGGUUCUAGGGGGCAGUCUGACGUUGAGGUGGGCGAGGUUUGCGGGCAAGGACGCCAUGCCGCCAAUCAAAGCCCCGCCCAAUCUCCCCGAACUCGUCCGGACAGCCUUCAACAAGGCGCGCGCCUCGGGCGAUGUCAACUUCUAUCCCACCCAAGUAACCUUGGUGGACGUCAGUUCUAUUCCUUUCCAGCUCCGCUUCUCCCCCUCCCUAGCCAACAAGCCCAAAGCGCCCAAACCCGUCGGGAUAAUCGACCACCGCGCUCCUUCGCCGCCGUCUACUACGUCUGUCGGUACCGUGUCACCUGCCCCGGAAAAGAAACUAGUCUUCGACCCCUUCGACAACCCAUCUCCCCCAAUGCUCGUCUGCCCACUCCCUCCCUACCAUAACCUCGUGCUGAACAAAUUCGCCAUCGUGCCCGAACACUUCAUUUUGACGACUACCGAGUAUAAGGAGCAGACGCAUUUGUUGGAAAGGGAAGAUUUGGAGGCGACGAGGGCGUGCAUAGAAGCCUACCAACAGUACACUGGCGAAGAAGGGGGAAGGGGGGACAAGGAGGAAACCAAGCUAUACGCCUUCUUCAACUGCGGUGAACACUCCGGGGCAAGCCAGCCGCAUAGGCAUUUACAGCUGUUGGUUGUGGACAAGAUGAGGGAGGGGUUGGAGGGCUUGGAAACAACGAGAGAAGGGAGGUGGGAAGUUCUAGCGCAGCGGUUGAUCGACGACACCAAGGAAACAAUAACCCAAAAACUACCGUUCAAGACUUUCGCUGAGCGUUUGACGCCGGGAAUGUCGGGGGAGGAACUACACGCCCUUUACCUCCGGUUAUACAGACGUGCUCGUGACGCCGUCCGGCAACAUCAUCAGCAGUCUUCCCACCCAUCACCAGCAUCGCCAGGAUCUCAACAAUCAUCCCAACAACCGGAAGACCAAAGCAACGGAGCGGAUGAGAUACAAACUGGCGGCGAAGCAACGAUAUCCUAUAACCUAGCCAUGACACGGGGCGUGAUGGUUAUUGUUCCUCGGUUGGCUGAGGGGUCGGCUAUUGUUGAGAGGAAGCUAGAUGGUAACGGAGAGCAAGGGGAAGAGGUGGUGGGCAAGCUAGCUCUCAACGGAACCGUGUUGGCGGGCACGGCGCUGGUUAAGAGCCAGAGGGAGUGGGAUGCAUUGAGGAAGAACCCGAGCAGGGUGGGGGAGCUGUUGGGUGUAAUUGGGGUUCCUAAUGGGCCUGAGGUGGAGGAGAGGAGAAGGAGCCCGGAGAGGAAGGGGGUGUUGUGA
Sordaria macrospora k-hell is the source of this 3615-nucleotide messenger RNA. RefSeq lists its product as uncharacterized. NCBI's taxonomy places the organism in Eukaryota, Fungi, Ascomycota, Sordariomycetes, Sordariales, Sordariaceae. The record is from RefSeq and is a predicted model, not a curated record. Gene Ontology annotation, biological process: nucleotide metabolic process. Gene Ontology annotation, molecular function: ATP:ADP adenylyltransferase activity; ATP binding.